Molecule: messenger RNA, 2020 nt
Organism: Neoarius graeffei (lesser salmon catfish)
Lineage: Eukaryota; Metazoa; Chordata; Actinopteri; Siluriformes; Ariidae
Gene: eef1a1b
Product: eukaryotic translation elongation factor 1 alpha 1b
Exons: 8
Coding region: 258-1646 (462 amino acids)
Biological process (GO): translation; translational elongation
Molecular function (GO): translation elongation factor activity; GTP binding; GTPase activity
Source: RefSeq, a predicted model, not a curated record
UGCUGCUGAAGAGCAUCUUGUUUUCCCUAUUUUCAGUUAGCCAGCCAGGCUCAUCCGGAAAUCAUCUCUAAUUGGGUUUCUCAUUGUGUGAGUGCGCCAUCUGCUGGAGGACUCAGAUAUAACAGCUGGCUGCUUAUAAAAGACGUCAUCGGCGGUACCCAAGCCAGUGUACGGUUUCUGAGGGAACCGACCAUCGUCAGUCUAUCCGCACUGCUCCUGCGGCAAAGCCCCCAGCAUCGCCAGCAAGACCCAAAGCUAUGGGAAAGGAAAAGCUGCACAUCAAUAUAGUGGUCAUUGGCCAUGUGGACUCUGGGAAGUCCACCACCACUGGGCACCUCAUCUACAAAUGUGGUGGCAUCGACAAGAGGACCAUUGAGAAGUUUGAGAAGGAGGCUGCUGAGAUGGGUAAAGGUUCUUUUAAGUAUGCAUGGGUUCUGGAUAAGCUGAAGGCUGAACGGGAGCGUGGUAUCACAAUUGAUAUCUCCCUCUGGAAGUUUGAGACCAGCAAGUACUACGUCACAAUCAUUGAUGCACCUGGACACAGAGACUUUAUUAAGAACAUGAUCACUGGUACCUCCCAGGCGGACUGUGCCGUGCUCAUUGUGGCAGCAGGUGUGGGUGAGUUUGAAGCUGGCAUCUCAAAGAACGGUCAGACCCGAGAGCAUGCCCUGCUGGCAUAUACGCUCGGUGUGAAGCAGCUGAUUGUGGGUGUCAACAAGAUGGACUCCACAGAACCUCAUUACAGCCAGAAGCGCUAUGAGGAAAUUGUGAAGGAAGUCGGCGCCUACAUCAAGAAGAUUGGCUAUAACCCUGACACUGUGGCCUUUGUGCCAAUCUCUGGCUGGAAUGGAGAUAACAUGCUUGAAGCUAGCCCAAAUAUGAGCUGGUUUAAGGGCUGGAAGAUCAACCGCAAGGACGGGGGUGUCUCUGGAACAACUCUAUUGGAGGCUCUGGAUGCCAUUCAGCCUCCAAGCCGGCCAACUGACAAACCACUGCGCCUCCCACUCCAGGAUGUUUACAAGAUUGGAGGUAUUGGAACAGUCCCAGUCGGUCGCGUUGAGACCGGUGUCCUGAAACCUGGCAUGGUUGUGACCUUUGCCCCUGUGAAUGUGACCACUGAGGUCAAGUCUGUAGAAAUGCAUCACGAAGCUUUAUUGGAGGCUUUGCCUGGUGAUAACGUGGGCUUUAAUGUGAAAAACGUCUCUGUUAAGGAUAUCCGUCGUGGGAAUGUCGCCGGUGAUAGCAAGAAUGACCCUCCACAGGAAGCUGCUAACUUCACUGCGCAGGUCAUCAUCCUGAACCACCCUGGCCAGAUCAGUGCAGGUUAUGCUCCAGUGCUAGACUGCCACACAGCCCACAUUGCUUGCAAGUUUGCUGAGCUGAAGGAGAAGAUUGACCGUCGUUCAGGGAAGAAGCUGGAGGACAACCCCAAAUCGCUCAAGUCUGGUGACGCUGCCAUUGUGGGCAUGAUCCCAGGCAAGCCCAUGUGUGUGGAGAGCUUCUCAGCAUACCCUCCUCUUGGACGCUUUGCUGUACGUGACAUGCGUCAGACGGUGGCAGUGGGUGUCAUUAAGCGCGUGGAAAAGAAGGCACCCACUUCAGGAAAGGUCACGAAGUCUGCCCAGAAGGCCCAGAAGAGCAAAUGAAUAUUGUGCAGGGCUGCAACCUCUCGAGUCAGCCACAGCAGAACCCACAUCCAUCCGCUCCUUAGCUUAAUAGUCAAAGCCUGGCAAAUUAUCACAAUGCAUCGCAAGAGUAGACGAAGGAAAAAACCCACAACCACUCUGACAAUGAUGUUUAAUAUGUUGUAUUUAUGGUUUCUAGUCUGAAUUGCAUUUAGUUCAUGUUUUGUGGAUAUUUAUCAGCACCUUUAUACUAGAGUUUAGAUUAAGGACAGGAAAAGUGUUUCUAUCUUCUCUGCUUAAUGUGCAAUAGUCUGAGAACCUCUCCCAGUCCUGACCAGCCAUGUUGCUAAUGUGAUCUGGCAUGCAAGCAUGAUCAGCCUUUUCUGCUUUUCUAG